CAGUCAUCACUGCGUGUACCGGCUAGGUACGGCAUUGGCAGCAAGCUGUUUCGUCGCUGACGCAUGCGCAAAAAGCUCUCGCGUGAGAUAAAAUUUCACGACUGCCCAACACUGCUCUAUAGUUUGUUUCUAUUUUCGUGGUCAUCUACACGGUGGAAAAAAAAAUAAACUAAAGUCGGUGAUAAUAUGAUAGAUAUCCCUAAGAAAAGUGGCAUUAUUGGUGAAAGUAAACCCGUCAAUCGUUUAUUUCGACUACUAAAUUUUCGAAUUUAAAAAAUUGGGAAUCUGCAAAUUAAAAAAUUUGUGUAACUAAAAGUUUGAGAAUAUAAAAAUUUGGGAAAUUUGAAAAUUUGAACAUUUGAACAGCGCAUCCGUGGUUGUCAUACACAAACGAUAAUGUGUAGAAACGUAGACAGAAAAUGCGCAGAAAGACUGAAAACUGGUCGUUCGACGCUCUUGCUCUUUCCGUGAAUUGACUAUAUAUAGAUAGAUACUGUUGUAAUGUCCCUGUGAAUACUACAAACUUAUGGAGGGGCAAAAGAUAGGUUGGGGUUUUCAGUUAACCGCACUCGUCAUUCGCUUAGUGCAGCAUAGUGGCGGAGACGGUAAUAACAGCUACAUAUCGGAUAGUUGACAGACAUUGUAUGCGUUUACUUAUAUGAAAUCGUAAUUUUUAUGCGUGUAUUAUAUUAUUAAGAAAAUGGCAACACAAGAAGAAGUGGGUAUUGGAGAUUUGGUUCUUUUAGAUGAAAUUACUGUGGAGAGUGUUGUAGAUAAUUUACGGACAAGGUUUAACGGUGGUAAAAUUUACACGUAUAUUGGAGAAGUAUGUGUCAGUAUAAAUCCUUAUAGAAAUAUAAACAUAUACGAUAGCAAUUAUAUCAAUAAAUAUAAAGAUAGAGAAUUAUUUGAAAAUCCACCACAUAUUUUUGCGAUUUCUGAUGCCGUGCACAGAGAAAUGAAACAACAAGGUCGUGAUACUUGUAUAGUAAUAAGUGGAGAGUCAGGAUCUGGGAAAACAGAAGCGAGUAAAAUUAUUAUGAAAUACAUUGCUGCAGUUACAAAUUUAAGUGGUCAGCAAGAGAUUGAAAGAGUAAAAAAUAUUCUUAUUCAAUCCAAUUCGAUAUUGGAAGCCUUUGGAAAUGCGAAAACAAAUAGAAAUGAUAAUUCGUCUCGAUUUGGAAAAUACAUGGAUAUAAAUUUCAAUUUCAAAGGAGAUCCAAUUGGCGGACAUGUUACCAAUUACUUGCUGGAGAAGUCAAGAGUUGUGUAUCAACAAAAUGGUGAACGUAACUUUCAUUGUUUUUAUCAGUUAUUAAAUGGCUGUAGCGAAGGAGAAUUAAAUAAACUAAGAUUGGUCAGAGACCCAGCUGCAUACUUCUAUGUUGGUGCUGGAAAUUGUAAUAAAGCGAGUCCAAGUGAUAAAAGUGAUUAUAAAAUGGUUAUUUCUGCUAUGUCUACUCUUGGAUUUGUUGAAAAUGAAGUACAUACAAUCUGGAAUAUUAUUGCUGGCAUACUGCAUUUGGGCAAUAUUACUUUCAAACACGAAGAGGAUAAACUAUUAAUUGCCAACAGAACUGCUUUAAAUGAUACAGCUAAUUUACUGUCUAUUAGCCCACAAGAAUUAAGUACUGCUUUAACUCAAAGAGUUAUCGCAGCAGGUGGAGAAGUUAUGCAGAAAACUCAUACUUCAACAGAAGCAGAAUAUGGAAGGGAUGCCUUAGCGAAAGCUAUAUAUGAAAGGUUAUUCACCGAGAUAGUAUCCCGUGUUAAUACUGCUAUUAAUGUGAAUGAUACAGAAACUUAUAAGAGAUAUAGAACAGUGAUAGGUGUACUUGAUAUAUAUGGAUUUGAAAUUUUUGAUACGAAUAGUUUUGAACAAUUCUGUAUUAACUAUUGCAAUGAAAAAUUACAACAACUAUUUAUUGAACUGGUAUUAAAGCAAGAACAAGAAGAAUAUAAAAGAGAAGGUAUAGCAUGGCAAAAUAUUGAUUAUUUCAAUAAUCAGAUAAUUUGUGAUCUUGUGGAACAACCUCACAAAGGAAUUAUAGCAAUUAUGGAUGAAGCUUGUCUUAGCGUUGGCAAAAUUACAGACGAAAUGCUUUUGGAGGCUAUGGAUCAAAAGUUAUUUGAUCACAAACAUUAUUCAUCCCGGCAAUUAAAACCAAUGGAUAAAGAACUUCAGCAUAAAAUUCAAUUUAAAAUUAAACAUUAUGCUGGAGAUGUAAUAUAUAAUAUUAAUGGCUGUUUAGAUAAAAAUAAAGAUACACUAUUUCAAGAUUUUAAACGUUUACUGUAUAACAGUAAGAAUCCAAUAAUUAGCAAAAUGUGGCCAGAAGGGGCUCAAAAUAUUUUAAAGACAACAAAAAGACCUUUAACUGCCGGUACUCUAUUUCGUAAUUCUAUGAUAGCUCUGGUUAAAAAUUUGACAAGUAAAGAACCGUUCUAUGUUAGAUGCAUAAAACCUAACGAAGUUAAAUCGCCAGUUGUGUUCGAUGAAGAAAGAGUAAACCAUCAAGUACGAUAUUUAGGUCUUGUUGAAAAUGUAUUGGUCAGACGCGCUGGUUUUGCAUAUCGUCAACGAUAUGAUACAUUUUUAAAACGAUACAAGAUGAUAUCACAAUAUACUUGGCCAAAUUUUCGAGGUGGUACUGAUAAAGAUGGUGUACGUAAAUUAAUAGAUGAAACAGGUUUUAGUAACGACGUGAAAUAUGGACAUACUAAAAUAUUUAUUCGCUCGCCUCAAACGCUUUUUGCGUUAGAAAAGGCACGUAGUGAUUUGAUACCAAGUAUCGUAAUACUAUUACAAAAACAAUGGAGGGGAUACUUGUGUCGUCAAAAAUAUAAAAAGAUGAAGGCUGCGCUUAUUAUAAUGAAACACUAUCGAAGAUAUAAAAUACGUACUUAUAUUAAAGAAUUAGAGAAAACUUUUCAAAAUGCGAAGAUGAUGCGUGAUUAUGGCAAGCACUUACCUUGGCCCCGUGAAAAUUUUGCAGUAAAACAUGUAAUACCUGUUCUAAAAAUUAUGUAUGGGAGGUGGAGGGCAUGGAUGAUACUUCGACUUAUCCCUAGGGAAGAUUGGCCUCAAUUACGGUUAAAAAUGGCUGCCGGAAGUGUUUUACGUUCGAAACGAGUUUACUGGGGACAAGACAGACGCUGGGAAGGAAAUUAUUUAUCUAAACCAGAAGAGAACCCUCAAAGUGACAUUUUUAAUGCUUCGAUAAAUAAUCUUCGUAAUACCGAUCAUUUUAAAACUGUCUUGUUUAGUGCGUUCAUAAAAAAGACUAAUAGGUUUAAUAAACCGAAAGAUCGUGUACUGGUUGUUACCGAGCAUGCAAUAUAUAAACUUGAGAAUUCUAAAUUUAAGACUAUGAGAAAAGGUAUGCCAAUAACAGAGAUCACAGGUCUGAGUGUAUCAUCCGGAAGAGAUCAACUUAUAACGAUCCACUCAAAUCGAGGAAACGAUUUCAUUAUGUCUAUCAUUACUAAAGAAGAUAAAGUUGGCGAACUUGUUGGUAUUUUAAGUAAUAAAUAUAAUCAGUUACGUUCCGCUGACUUACAAGUUAUGGUGGAUAUAAAAUUCAAGUGUAUGUUAGGAAACAAAAGCAAGAUGUUACGAGUAGAAGUACAUCCCGAGGUUAAUGAGCCAACAUUCAAGAAAGAUGGAGACAACAUUAUAUAUGCCAUUCCACCAUCAGUUGGUAUAAUUGAUGGAAAUACUAAUACAAGGUUUCAAAGUAGGUCAACUAAUUGAAAUGAUAAUUAGUUCGAUAUUUUAUCAAAAGCAGUGUAAUUAAAUUAUUCUUAAAGCUUUUAUGAGAAUGCUUCGAAGUUCUUAUAUUCGUGUGUCUUAAAGGCUGUUUUAAGCAUUUCUUGAUGUACAAAUACUGUUAGGAAAAGUAUGAGUCAUUAUUAAUAAGUGAAAAACAAAAGCGAAUACAUCUAUUUAAUAACGUGAAGUAUUUUUAUCAUAAAAAGUCAAUUGAAUAAUCAUCACUGUUGAACAGAAUUAAUUCUUUUUUGUAAAUACAUGCUAAAAGCAACGCAAUAUUUUGCAAGUAAUACAAGUAAUAAAUGCGUUAUACAUGUGAAUAAUUUGUAAAUUAUAAAAUUUGGAAUCAUAUAUAUAUAUAUAUA
Molecule: messenger RNA, 4137 nt
Organism: Megachile rotundata (alfalfa leafcutting bee)
Lineage: Eukaryota; Metazoa; Arthropoda; Insecta; Hymenoptera; Megachilidae
Gene: Myo31DF
Product: Unconventional myosin ID
Biological process (GO): actin filament organization; endocytosis; actin filament-based movement
Cellular component (GO): plasma membrane; cytoplasm; actin cytoskeleton
Molecular function (GO): ATP binding; actin filament binding; microfilament motor activity
Source: RefSeq, a predicted model, not a curated record